AUGGUGGUGACGGUGGCUUACGUGCGUCAACAACUCAGUAAUUUGGCGCAUUCCGGCGGUUCCCACAAAGACCAGGCUGAGAAAUACCGCGCAACCCUGGACUCGAUAUUGUUGUCUUCCGGCGAGGAGCUAGUCGAUGCUCUGAAGACAUUCAUCGAAGCAAUUGUGAACGAAAACGUGAGCCUGGUCAUUUCAAGACAAGUGUUAACUGAUGUCAGUAGCCGUUUACUGUUUUUGCCUGAUGAGAUAUCAAAAGCUGUUUCACAUUAUACAUUGGACAAGGUUCAACCACGUGUGAUUUCCUUUGAAGAACAAGUAGCUAGCAUAAGACAACAUUUAGCUGAUAUUUAUGAACGUAAUCAGAACUGGCGAGAAGCUGCAAAUGUUUUAGUUGGCAUACCACUGGAAACAGGGCAAAAGCAGUAUACCAUUGAUUACAAACUUGAGACUUACCUUAAAAUUGCUAGAUUAUAUUUGGAAGAUGAUGAUCCAGUACAGGCUGAAGCGUUCAUCAAUCGAGCAUCACUUUUACAGGCCGAAUCUAAAAAUGAACAGUUACAAAUCUAUUACAAAGUAUGCUAUGCAAGAGUAUUAGAUUAUAGAAGAAAGUUUAUAGAAGCAGCUCAAAGGUACAAUGAGUUAUCAUAUAGGUCCAUCAUUCAUGAAGAUGAACGCAUGACUGCUCUUAGAAAUGCAUUGAUUUGCACAGUAUUGGCUUCUGCAGGACAACAGAGAAGUCGAAUGUUGGCCACAUUGUUCAAAGAUGAACGCUGUCAACAACUCCCCGCUUACUCAAUUCUUGAGAAAAUGUAUUUGGAUCGUAUCAUUCGGCGCUCUGAACUGCAAGAAUUUGAAGCAUUAUUGCAACCUCACCAGAAGGCAUGUACUAUCGACGGAUUAGGCUCCACUAUACUCGACCGUGCCGUUAUCGAGCAUAAUUUAUUGUCCGCUAGUAAAUUAUACAACAAUAUUUCGUUCGAAGAAUUAGGUGCAUUGUUGGAUAUUCCACCUACUAAAGCGGAAAAAAUUGCUAGCCAAAUGAUUACUGAAAGCAGAAUGAAUGGAUAUAUAGAUCAAAUUGAUUCCAUAGUACACUUCGAAACACGUGAGACCUUACCGACAUGGGAUAAACAAAUACAAUCACUAUGUUAUCAAGUGAAUCAAAUAAUCGAGAAAAUAGCUCAAACAGAGCCAGAAUGGAUCGCAAAAGCAAUGGACGAUCAGAUGGUGCAUUAAUAUAGAUUUUGUUUAACACAGAAAUGUCAAAUGAGGAAUACGGGAAUCAUUUACAAUAUGUACACGAUACACAGCCAGCCAAAAUAGUAAAUAUUUAUAUAGCUCAUUAUUAAAACACUAAUAUCGUCUGAGGCACGUCAUUCAUUAAAUUUGUUUUAUAAACAAAAUCUUUCAUCCCAAAAGUAUAUCGAUAUUGUUUUUAGAAUUGACAGAUUGUGCAUUUGAAAUAUGUUAAAUGUAUAUUACAUCCUUAAUGC
Mycetomoellerius zeteki is the source of this 1493-nucleotide messenger RNA. It is a transcript of the gene CSN4, whose product is annotated as COP9 signalosome subunit 4. The record is from RefSeq and is a predicted model, not a curated record. Gene Ontology annotation, cellular component: cytosol; COP9 signalosome. The transcript is spliced from 8 exons. NCBI's taxonomy places the organism in Eukaryota, Metazoa, Arthropoda, Insecta, Hymenoptera, Formicidae. Bases 1 to 1236 code for a protein of 411 amino acids.